UUCCUUUUCAAUCAGUGUAUUUUCAACAUAAAAUAUAAUCAUCUCUUUUCUAUUUACAAACCCACCAUACUCAUUGAGGAUUUUGUGCGUGCUGUUGACAACAAUUUAUGAUAAGGUGGCAUCAUUACUUGAAUCUUGACAUGUGUGCGUGCGUGCGAUAAUAAAUGUCAAAUAUCUUCGUAAAUAUUUAUAAUUUUUCCCAAAUUAUUAAAUUUUAACAAAUAUUUUAAAUAAGGCAUUAUAUUCUUAAAUUCAAAGUGCAUUCAAAAGUGUUUACAUAUUUUUUGUUGUCCGCGCGGCAACUAUCAAGCAGUAGCAGAGCUAUGGCACCUUCAAUACCAGACAGAUGGCUUAACUAUACUCCAAUAGGACAACGGGUUAAAGGAACACGAUUCAUUGCCUUUAAAGUGCCGCUUCGACAGGCCGUUAAUCAAAAUGUGGAAAAGCAGCUGCGCCUAGAUGAUUCAAUUUUACUGAACUCAGUACCAAAUUUAGGUAUGAUCAUAGAUCUGACGAAUACUUCCCGUUACUAUACGCCAGAUAGUUUUGUAAAAAGAGGCUUGGAGUACAAGAAAUUAAUGAUACCUGGGCAUCACACCCCGCCGCCUAAUUUGGUUGAUGAAUUCAAAAAAAUUGUAGUUAAUUUUUUAAACAAAAACUCGGAUAACGAUAAACUAAUUGGUGUUCAUUGUACUCAUGGAGUCAACCGUACUGGCUACCUCAUAUGCAAUUACAUGAUAUCUGAGUUAGAUGUGAAACCCGAAGAUGCCAUAGACAAAUUCAACCUUUCGCGUGGCCACAAAAUCGAGCGGAAAAACUAUUUAGACUCGCUUUAUGAUUUAACGAAAGCGCCCAAAGAUGCCAACAGCCCCUUAAAUAAUGUGGACGUCAGUAAACGAGUUGAGCAACCGUUGAAUGAGGCGCCCAGCAGAGAACCGAUAUCAUGGCGCGCAUCGAAGGACGUCAGCAGACGAGUUGAGAAUCCCUUGAAUGAGGCGCCGAGCAAGGAACCGAUAUCCUGGCGCGCAUCAAAGGCACCUCCACCUCCACUACCGCCAUCGCAAUCGCCGAAAGAGUUCGAUAGGCGCGAUCGUUUCGAACGUGUGCGACAGGAAGCGUAUGCGCAUCGCCAACGCUUAACCAGCGCUGCUAACGCUGCAGCGGCACAGCCGGCGCGUCAAUUUUUGGAUAACAGUUUUCCGAACUCACAGCGAAAUGAGCGCAACUAUAGCAGCCGUUAUGUAAAUACCAAUAGACAUUUCUCGCAAGGUGGCACAAGCUAUCCCCUACCCAAUCACCACAAUUAUGACACAAUGCGUUCACACUAUAAUCAAUAUGUUGAUUAUGCGCAGGAUAAUCACCGUUAUGAGGAUAACACAUUUCGAAGGCGUUAUCAACUGGAUAAUCGUGCGCCGCAAAGACAUAGAGACCGCAAUCAGCCAUAUCGGCGCAUAUAGUUUUCGUGAGGACUUUAACUCACUGUGUGUUGAAAUCAAAUUGUAUAUAUGUAUGUAUGUACAUAUGUUUAUGUAUAUACCAGUUUAUUUUGAUAGGCGCAACUUGAAACUUUUUACUAAUUUUAUUAUCUGCUGAUCAAGAAGCGUAUUAUCUAAAUUAUGGCGUCAAUUUGAAGUUAGUUUAGAUUUUUUUUUAUAUUUGGGGUCUAAAAAAAUUUUUCGGUUGAAAAUCGUUUAUUUAAGUGCAAUUUAAGCUUUCUUGCAUCAACAUCAGAUCUUUUUAAAAACUGCAGUAAUUCGUAGUUACAUAGAUUCGAGAAAAUUGAUUUUUGAAAAAUAUUUAAGGUUACCAAUUUAAUACAAUUUUUUGAAAUUUGGUAUUAUGUAAUUGAUUUACAUAAAUAUAUGCACACAAAGAUUCGCUUAAUUAUGCUUUCAAUAAAACAUAUAACUUACGCACAUGUAACACAGUAAAAAAAAAUUCAAAAAUGCUUUCAAAAUUAUGUUUUCACUGUGUAAAUUAACUUAGUUUAUACUAGUUUAAAUAUAAUAUAAGAUUUAAAAAAUUUACUAGCCCAAGCUCUUUUGAUGUCAAUUAAAAAUAUAUGAACAUACAAGGUGUGUUCAAAAAAUAACGGGAAUUUCGAAUUCACAAAAAUAAAGAGAACCUUAAAGGGAUCUCGUUUUACAAGAUUUGAAAUGUGGAAUGUAAACGAAUGAAUAAAUAUUUUUUCAAAAAAACCGAAAAUUCCCGUUAUUUUUUGAACACACCUCGUACAUAUCUAUACCAUAUCAUGCAUAAAUAUUGCGUAGAUGGCACGCAUUUAAAGCGCAACAAAAAAUUGCAACAAAAUAUCAUAUUUAUCUGCAACCUUUGAAGCGCGCAAUCGCUCCACUGACCAACUUCAUGCGAACGCGACGAGAUUUUAAUCGCGAUCACGAUAAAUAUUAUGUAUGUAGCUUGUUUCGUUGUAAUUACCACCAAUUUGUCGUUGUCACAGUAAUAUGCGGCGGCAAUUCGCCACAGAGGCAUAGCUCAUGCGCAAGCUUGUUAUAAAUUUGAAUAGCCAAUCAUACACCGCUGGUAUGGUCGGCAGGCUUGAGCGCGAAAUGCGAUCAGCGACGCAGAUAAGCUGAUGAGCGUCGAAUUGUUAAUGAAAAAUGGAGGCAUUACAAAGCGCAAAGUUAAAGGGACAUCUCACACAUACAUAUGCUAAUAUGACACUUGACCACCAUGUCGAAGUAAUAAUGAACCGAUCAAAAGCGUUAUAAAGCACAGUGUCACAGUAGCAACAGUGGACAGUGGAGGCAAAUCAGCCGUGUGGCAAGUGGAAAUGUCGGCGUCUGCACUCCCCCGAGGCACCCAAGUGACAUAUGUUUGAUAAACGAGCCGGAACGUUUAGUUGCGAUUCCCGGAAAAUACUCGCCUUAAGUCGCAUGUAAUGGCGCGCGUAUCUUCACACGAUCACCGCUGAUCUGCAGCUACGCUCCACUGUGUCGAGGCUGAGGCUAUGCAACUGAGAUGUUUUUCGCUGAUAAGCCGCAUCACAACAUGUCAAGAAUUGGCGAAAGAAACUGAUUUUCUACCUGCUUGUCGCAAAUGAAUUUUAAUUGGUUGUCAACUUAAGCGCUUUUGUUGGCACCGUUGGGCAUGACAACAGCGUGAUGGCGAAAUAUACGCAAUUAUGUUUAUAAGCGUUUAGUUGUGGGAAAAAUGUAAGCGUCAGUGAGUGAAAAGUUGCGUUCAGGAGUGCAGGAGUGUAGGAUGAGAUAUGAAAUACUUACUUUCUUUGCUGCUAAGCCUUUGAGAGUGCAAUAAAGUAGUUUUAUUUUACUAAUAAUUUGAGGAAAUUUUUAUUGGAUUUAUAUUCUUUUGAAAAAAAACAUUUGAUUUAAUAUUUUAUAAUAGUAAAAUUACGCUAACGCUUGCUU
This is a messenger RNA of Zeugodacus cucurbitae (melon fly), 3389 nucleotides long. Its product is annotated as RNA/RNP complex-1-interacting phosphatase. The transcript is spliced from 8 exons. Gene Ontology annotation, biological process: protein dephosphorylation. Gene Ontology annotation, molecular function: protein tyrosine/serine/threonine phosphatase activity; polynucleotide 5'-phosphatase activity. NCBI's taxonomy places the organism in Eukaryota, Metazoa, Arthropoda, Insecta, Diptera, Tephritidae. The coding region runs from base 324 to 1457 and encodes 377 amino acids. The record is from RefSeq and is a predicted model, not a curated record.